CAGCUACUAGGCUCUCGAUAAGGUUCAUUCGAAGCGUCGCCACCCUCUCGUCUCCCCCUCCCGCCUCCGCCUCGCCGCCGCCUCGAGAUGCUCGCGACCCCCGGCGCGCUCCACCACCUCCUCCUCCUCCCGCCGCCGCCGCACACGCAACUCGCCUUCCACCAUGCCGUCGGGGGCGUCCCCGCGGCGCUGCUCCCGCUCCCCCGCCCCCGCCGCGUAGCAGCGAGCGCCUCCACCUCGCGUCGCGGUGGCGCGCGAAGGAGAGCGGCGGGGGCUAGGGUUAGGGCUUCCGUGGGCGAGGAGGCGCCCCCCGUGGUGACCGAGGAGGCGAGCACCUCCGGCGGCCCGACCAAGUUCUCCACGAAGAUUCCCGUCGGCGACCGCCACAUACUGGUGGAGACAGGCCACAUAGGGAGGCAAGCAAGCGCUUCUGUAAUGGUCACGGAUGGCGAAACAAUUGUUUACUCCUCCGUCUGUCUUGCUGAUACACCAAACGAUCCUUCUGAUUUUUUCCCAAUGUCAGUUCACUAUCAAGAACGCCUUUCAGCUGCUGGAAGAACUAGUGGUGGUUUCUUUAAACGAGAAGGAAGGGCAAAAGACCAUGAGGUUUUAGUAUGCAGAUUGAUAGAUAGGCCCCUACGCCCUACUAUGCCCAAGGGCUUCUACUACGAAACUCAGAUUCUAUCCUGGGUUUUCAGUUAUGAUGGUAUUCAUUCCCCCGAUAGCUUGGCUAUCACAGCUGCUGGUGUAGCCAUGGCACUCUCUGAAGUUCCAAAUAAACAAACAAUUGCUGGAGUGAGAGUUGGUAUGAUCAAUGAUCAGUUUGUUGUUAACCCAACCACUGAACAAAUGGAUGACUCAGAGUUGGACUUGGUGAUGGCUGGGACCGAUAGUGCCAUACUGAUGAUAGAGGGCUAUUGUGAUUUUCUAACUGAGGAGAAGCUACUUCAAGCUGUGGAAACUGGGCAGGGGGCAAUUCGAGAAAUCUGCAAAGCAAUUGAUGGUCUUGUCCAGAAAUGUGGAAAGAAGAAAAUGUUCGAUGCUAUCGACUUACCACCCCCUGAACUCUACAGGCAUGUUGAAGAUAUUUCUGGAGAUGAGUUGGUGAAGGCGCUGCAAAUAAAAGAGAAGAUCCUCAGAAGAAAAGCUCUUUCAGCAUUGGAGGAGAAAGUAAUAACAAUACUUUCUGAACAAGGAUAUGUUGCUAAAGAUGAGUCAUCUGGAGUCAGUGAAAAUUUAGCUGAUGUAAUUGAAGAAGAGGAUGAGGAUGAAGUUAUAGUGGAUGGUGAAGUGGAUGAAGGUGAAGUUCAUAUCAAGCCAGUAUCAAGGAAACCCCCACGUCAGUUAUUCUCAGAAGUUGACGUCAAGCUAGUCUUCAAGGAAGUUUCAUCCAAAUUUUUACGGAGACGGAUUGUAGAGGGUGGAAAGCGAAGUGAUGGAAGGAGUCCUUGUGAGCUUCGUCCCAUUAAUUCUCAAUGUGGAUUACUUCCUCGAGCACAUGGUAGUGCACUAUUCACAAGGGGAGAAACCCAGGCACUGGCUGUGGUCACUUUAGGUGACUAUCAGAUGGCACAGCGAAUUGAUAACCUUGUUGAUACUGAGGAAUCGAAAAGUUUCUAUCUUCAGUACACAUUUCCUCCAUCAUCUGUUGGUGAAGUUGGUCGAAUUGGAGCACCUAAUAGGAGGGAGAUAGGACAUGGAAUGCUUGCAGAAAGAGCCCUGGAACCAAUUUUACCUCCUGAAGAGGAUUUUCCUUACACUAUUCGAGUUGAGAGUACUAUCACCGAAAGUAAUGGCUCCUCCAGCAUGGCUUCUGUCUGUGGAGGUUGUUUAGCACUUCAAGACGCUGGUGUUCCAAUAAAGUUCCCUGUUGCUGGAAUAGCAAUGGGCUUGGUUCUUGAUACACUGGAAUUUGGUGGAGAUGGCAAGCCACUUAUUCUCUCUGAUAUUACGGGUGCUGAAGAUGCCUCUGGUGAUAUGGAUUUUAAGGUUGCUGGUAAUGAAAAUGGUAUAUCUGCUUUCCAAAUGGACAUCAAGGUAGUGGGGAUAACUCUGCCUAUAAUGGAACACGCCCUUCUUCAAGCUAGAGAUGGUAGAAAACAUAUUUUAAAUGAAAUGUCAAAAUGUUCACCUCCACCAGCAAAAGUACUCUCUCCAUACGCUCCCUUAAUCCAUGUCAUGAAGGUCAAGCCAAACAAGGUGAAUUUAAUAAUUGGUUCUGGUGGAAAGACGAUAAAAAGCAUAAUUGAGGAGACUGGCGUUGAUGCUAUUGACACUGGAGAUGAUGGCACAGUAAAAAUUACCGCUAGGGACUUAUCAAGCUUAGAGAAGUCAAAAGCUAUAAUUGCUAACCUUACCAUGGUUCCAAAAGUUGGAGAAAUUUACAGGAACUGCGAGAUCAAAACAAUUGCACCAUAUGGAGCUUUUGUUGAAAUUGCACCAGGGCGUGAGGGUUUAUGCCAUAUCAGUGAGUUAAGUUCGAGUUGGUUGGCCAAGGCUGAGGAUGCUUUCAAAGUCGGCGAUCGCAUUGAUGUCAAGCUAAUUGAGAUAAAUGACAAGGGUCAACUUCGCCUAAGUUCUCGAGCCUUACUGCCUGAUGCAAAUCAAGAAUCUAGCAGCAAGCAACAAGCAGGUGGUUCAACUAGGGAGAAGGCACCACAGAAGGAUAAUCUUGUUAAGAUGACAACAAGAAGACCCAGACGUAAGAAGCAAGCAGAGGCAUCUACAGCUGAAAACAAUGCAACUGCUUCACCGAAGGAUUUGGCUUCACAAGGCAGCGAAAUGGGAACGGAAUAGGGUGGACAGAAGCAGUGUUCACUUUAUCAAAUGAUUGCUUGUGAAGCUUUGCCAACUUAAAACGUAUCACCACAAAAUGCAGUGAACAUAUGACAGGAACUCCAUUGCAAGGGUCAAGACAUUUACCCAGCCGUAAGUGAAGGAUUAAUUGGCUGAUGUUUUGAGUGUUCAUGCUUGAUGAUAUGUUGAAUUUUGACGCUGCCGUAGAAGCGAAAUUCAUUUUGAGUUUAGUUGCUGCUUCAUACUGCACUGUUUGGCUGUGUUUCAAGUCUUUCAGAUGUACGAAGCUGCAUUCUGCUGAUUAGUUUCGCAGAUUUUUUGUCAGAAGAGUAAUCACGAAGAAGCCAAGAAAGUACAUACGCAAUUUCCUCCAUUAGUUUAGCAGUUUAACACAAGUCAGCAUCUUAGUGAACUAUUGUAACUCAAACAUGAACCCCCGUUGUGGGUCUUUUGUUGGAACUUCCCUGUUUUCCACUUCAUUA
Molecule: messenger RNA, 3278 nt
Organism: Oryza sativa Japonica Group (Japanese rice)
Lineage: Eukaryota; Viridiplantae; Streptophyta; Magnoliopsida; Poales; Poaceae
Source: RefSeq, a predicted model, not a curated record